Colletotrichum scovillei is the source of this 2148-nucleotide messenger RNA. Its product is annotated as AMP-binding enzyme. Gene Ontology annotation, biological process: long-chain fatty acid metabolic process. The record is from RefSeq and is a predicted model, not a curated record. Lineage: Eukaryota; Fungi; Ascomycota; Sordariomycetes; Glomerellales; Glomerellaceae. The transcript has a single exon. The coding region runs from base 1 to 2148 and encodes 715 amino acids. Gene Ontology annotation, cellular component: membrane; endoplasmic reticulum. Gene Ontology annotation, molecular function: long-chain fatty acid-CoA ligase activity.
AUGGUGUUUUCAACGUCAUACCCGUCGCAUGUCCAAAGGAUACUCGAUCUCAGGGAAACGCGACCAAAGCAUCAGCCAUACUCGGUCGCACUCCCAGGUACAAACCAACCCGGUCGCUCAAAUGUGUACAGACAUUGGCAAUUUGUGGAUGGAAUGCUGGAAGGUAUCGGCCCGGAUAUAUUGACUGCUCACGACAUGUUCGAGGCCACUGUGAAGAGCAAUCCAAACUCAGACUAUCUCGGCCGCCGACCAUACGACCCCGUUCGGCGAUGCCAUCUUCCUUGGGAAUGGCUGAGUUUCAAGACCGUCCAGCAACGCAGGAACAACAUUGGAAAGGGCCUCGUAGAAAUACACGAGCGGGCCGGUAAGAUCGGAACACAGUUUGGUAUAGGGCUUUGGUGCGAAAACCGACCUGAAUGGCCAAUCGUCGAUCUCGCAUGCAUGUCGCAAUCACUCUUCAGUGUCUCAUUAUACGAUACGCUUGGCCCGGAUGCAUCAGAGUACAUUAUUCGUCACGCCGAGUUGACCUGUGUUGUUACUUCUGUCAGUCAUGUUCCAGCACUGAUCGCUCUGAAGCCGAACUUGCCUGGGCUCAAGUGUCUGGUGAUACUGGACGAUGUUCAGCCCCGCUCAGACAACCAAGACUCUCUGUCGCGAAACCGGCUGUUGGUAUCUAUUACAGAAGCACUCAAGCUGGACCUUCAAAUUUACUCGCUGAAAGAAAUUGAGCAAUUGGGCGCAGCCUCUUCCAGGUCACUGCGGCCCCCACAGCCGGAUGAUAUAGCCACCAUCAACUACACCUCGGGAACUACCGGGGCGCCCAAAGGCGUCGUCUUGACACACAAGGGCUCGGUCGCAGCGACAGUUGGCUCUAUCCUUGAUGCGGGACUGCCGGGCAACGAUGUCAUGAUCUCGUACUUACCAUUGGCCCACGUCUAUGGCCGACUUUUGGAACACCUCGGCGCUUUCAGUGGGGCCAAGAUGGGAUAUUUCAGCGGCGACAUUUCCAAUCUUGUAGAGGGUCUGCAGUCCCUCCGGCCGACCAUCUUCCCGUCAGUUCCAAGAAUUUACAACCGAUUCGGCGGUAUCCUCAAGUCGGCUACACUCGAAGCUUCCGGGAUCCGAGGGGCUGUGAGCAGGUACAUUGUGGCAACCAAACUGGCGAACCUCGAAGACACAGAAGCUCCUACUAACAAGCACCCGCUUCACGAUAGGAUCUGGGGCCGGCAGAUCAUGGCCACACUGGGCCUCGACCGCGCACAUACAAUGAUUACCGGUUCUGCGCCACUGGACCCAGCAUUGCACAAGUUCUUGAGUGUCGUGAGUGGAUCUAGCGUGAUCCAGGGUUACGGUAUGACCGAGACGUACGCUUGUGCGUUGGCACAAAAUCGGGCUGAUGCCAGCACGGGACACUGCGGAGGUCUCGUACCGUCGACAGAGGCCUGCUUGCUCUCCGUGCCUGAAAUGGGUUACACCAUCGAAGACGCCCCGUGUCCACGUGGUGAACUGUUGCUGAGGGGGCCCAACUUAUUCAAAGAGUAUCUGAAGAACCCGGAGCAAACGGCCGAGAGCUUCACCGAAGACGGUUGGUUCCGCACGGGCGAUAUCGCAUCAAUCGACGACAUGGGUCGCUUCACCAUUGUCGACCGUCGCAAGAACCUUCUCAAGCUCGCUCAGGGCGAGUACGUAUCGCCAGAGCGUCUCGAGGGCAUCUAUCUAUCUGGCUGCAGAUACAUCGCCCAGGCCUUUGUCCAUGGUGACAGUCUGCAGGCAUUCACCGUCGGCAUGUUUGGUGUAGACCCUGAGCUCUUUGCGCCUUUUGCAUCCCAAGUCCUCGGCCGUGUAGUUUCAUCGUCGGACUUGCCAGCCAUCAGAGAAGCGUGUGGGGAUGCUGCAGUGCGUGCUCGGGUAUUCCAGGAUCUCGAGGCGGUGGGCAAGGCGAACAAGUUUGCGAGUUACGAGCGUGUCAAGAACUUUGACCUCUCCAUCGACCCGUUCUCGGUAGGCAACGAAACCCUUACACCGACUCUCAAACUUCAGCGGAAGAAAGUCGGAGACUUGUAUCGAGACCGGCUCUCGGGAUUGUAUGCUCAAGUCUUGGAGGGUCGCGAGGACCACAUCACAGCUCAACCUGUUUCCAAGCUGUGA